Drosophila mojavensis is the source of this 2498-nucleotide messenger RNA. RefSeq lists its product as uncharacterized. The transcript is spliced from 2 exons. Bases 959 to 2410 code for a protein of 483 amino acids. Gene Ontology annotation, molecular function: microtubule binding. Lineage: Eukaryota; Metazoa; Arthropoda; Insecta; Diptera; Drosophilidae. The record is from RefSeq and is a predicted model, not a curated record.
UGUUUUAUUUUUUGUUUAGAAAUUUAUGUAUUAUUUUCAUUCCUGGUUUUUUUUUCAUAUUUCAUAUUUCAAAUACGUACAAAAUUUGCUAUAAUUUAUAGACUUGACAGAACUUUGUGCUUAGCAAAAGUUUCUCAAUUUAUUUAGUUAGCAUUUGAAAACUUCUUGAUUAGUAAGAUAAGCAUUAAAUACAUUGUCUCGUAUGUGUUGCUCAAUAAUAUACUGCAAGAAAAUCAGAUAAGUCAGGUGCAUUUUUGUAGUUUAUGUUUUGUAUUAAACGUUGCUCGACUUUGAAUUUGACUUUAAUGAUUAACUAUUAAGCUUUAAAUGUGGUUGACUGAGUAAACCCCAAUGAAAUAAAGUGCAUGAAAUUACCAGUCAAACGAAUCUAUUAUUAUGAUACCUUGUCCUUUAUUUUGAAGUAUGCGUGAAUGGUAUAUUAAAAUACUGAGUGCCCUUUCACCAGUAAAAAUAUUUGCGGAGUCAAUCUAACAUCUGGUAUCUCAAUAUGAUUCGGUAAGUCUUAAAGAUUGAUUAUUUCAUAUUGUUCAACUUGGUCCAGAACAAGCAUAAAUGCAAUUCUAAGUUUUAUUCAGCAAGUGACAUUAAGUGGAAUGUUCUAGGGUAUUAGCCAGUUGAGUAUACCUAGGCCUCCACCAAGACAAGUUGUCACCAGGCAUCGACCAAACAGCGCUAGUCGCCGGCACGAUAAGCUGGUCUAGUCGGGGCUUGGCAACAGCAAUCAUAUGAUAUUCAUAAACAUAUCCUCAGCAGAAGGUGUAGGCAGGGUAUCUGGUAUAUGAUAGGCCCUUUUCUGCAUUAAUGGGUUCUUGUCUCGUGCUCUGAGCGUUCAAUAGCACGAAAUGGAAAAUUUUACCGUCUUAAGCACAUAAAUCUAAUCUAAAAAUAAUAAUCCACGCAAUCGAGUUGCGAAAAUUCGUAUCGAAUUCAGCCAGAGAUGUAUGAUCCGGAGGCAGAGUCGGAUGACGAUUGCGAAGUUUACUUCCUGAAGCCUGUGAACGAGUAUAACAUUGUAGACAAGAUUAAGGAGGCCAAUAAACAGCUGUUUGCGCUGUACGAAGAUGAUGAUAGUAUCGGUCAGCUAAGUGGCAGCAUUGCCACCAACCGUAAGGUAACCUUUGCACUCAAUCUAGAAAAUUACGAGCCCGUACAUCAGCAGUCAACCCAGGAAGGACAGUAUAGUCCGUCCUCUGAGAUGUUGCAGAAGUUGGCGGAGCUGAAGCUUCAAACCGAACGCGAGCGAUUUGCACCGAUCGAGGAGGAGCCUACAAAUGAACUAACGAAGAUGGAUAUGGAGCAGAAUGCAGCAAAGCCAGAUUUGGAGGAGGAAAUAUGCGAGGAAAUUUUAGAUCUUACAGAAGUAGAAAACAGCAACAGUCAAAGCAAACAAUCUGCACCAGCCGCUCUGCCUGCCAGCAUGGACUACGGGGACGAUGACUUCUCUGACGUGGAUGAGGAUGAUCUGACGGCUGCUACAGAGACUCUUGCCAGAGACACACAAAAACUCCGUGUAACACGUCAGAACACAUUCGAUUUGAAUAAUGAGCAUAUGGAAGAGGAGUCGGACCAGAGGAGUUUAACCAAUUUGCUAACUGAGUCCGAUUGCGAGGAAGAUGAGCGCGUUGUGAACGAGGCGCGCAUCAAGCUGCGACAAGCAUACAAAAGUUUGUAUAAAACAUUAGAUGUUCGAGGGCAGGAGCAGAUUAGUCGUCUAACUGGAACCGACAAUGUGAAUGAGGAUGUAGAAGAGGAUGACCUCUCCGUUAUUGUGGCCAGUUAUAUACCCGAAGAUUUUGAGCUGGACGAACACAGCGUAUAUUACAAAAAAGAAGACGGCGCAGAGCAAAACCUGAGCACCAGUACCAACACCAAGACAUUCUUUAAUGCCCGCCGCUUUAGUUUUCGCCGUCGCUCCAGAGCCACACCGAUAGCAGCAUCUACAGUUGCAAACGUGCCGGAUCUUAAGAUGAACUAUAAGCUCUGUUGUGAGCACCGUCAUGCACUGCAGAAAGAGAAGUUACCUCAUUACACAGGCUAUAUGUCCGAGUAUGGGCUGAGUGCAAGGCAGCUGCAGCAACGUGAGCAACAGCUGCGACGCAAGCAACGCAAUGCCAUAGAACAGACGCUGAAUCGAAACGAACAUGAGCUUAAGAAAAUGCAAGAUAAUGAACGCGCCUUCACAACAUGGCUCAAGAACAAAAUGCGCUAUCCCAUCAACAAGACACGAAACAUGUUCGAUGCAACUCGCAGACGAGGAACUGUAGCAGCUGUGACCAGUCCAAAUGCUCACCCGAAACGAGAGCCGGAGCAGGAGUUGCGCUCGAGUCGCAGACGUGACAGCCAUGAGGUGCAUGCUUAUCGUCAUCUUUUGGGAAGCUGGAACAAAUAACACUACGAUAACUACAUAGACAAAUCUAUAUACGUAUUAUAAUUAUUUAAUUUGUAUUACAAUUUUUAUAAAUGAUGCAAUAGACGCA